UUCUUUAAUAUUAUUUUAAUCCUCUUCUUUUCUCCCAUAAUUUUGUAUAAAAAUUAUUAUAUUUUUAUAGCAUGAACUGUACUGGGCAACCAAAAGUGUCUCAGACUUGUGCCAUUCUUUACUGAUGGAGAAUCUCUAACCAAUCACCAAAUCGGGAAAAUAAAAUUAUUUUUCUAUAAUAAUAUUAAUAAUAAUGCUGCAUAUCCAACCUCCAAUCCCCAAUCUCCGCACAUGCCACUUUCCUUCCUCGUCCUUUUCUUCUCUCCGCUUUUCGCUUCCCACUUCUUCUUUCUCUUUUCCUUCUCGUGCUCGGUUCACACGUGUUGUGACCGCCGCAGUUACUAGCCCUGAGAUGGAGGCGUUAGACGCUAAAGUGCUCAAGCAAGGAAUAGCUGAACUGUAUGACGAGUCGUCUGGUGUGUGGGAAGAUAUAUGGGGUGACCACAUGCACCAUGGUUUUUAUGAUCCUGAUGUUCAAGUUUCUGCUUCUCUUUCUAAUCAUAGAGCUGCCCAGAUCCGUAUGAUCGAGGAGGCUCUCCGUUUCGCCGGCGUUUCAGAGGAUCCUACCAAAUGCCCUAAGAAUGUGGUUGAUGUUGGCUGUGGGAUUGGAGGCAGCUCCAGGUACAUAGCAAAGAAAUUUGGGGCCAAGUGCCAGGGCAUUACCCUCAGUCCUGUCCAAGCUCAGAGGGCCAAUGCUCUAGCAGCUGCUGAAGGACUAGCUGACAAGGUUUCCUUCCAAGUUGGAGAUGCUUUAGAACAACCAUUUCCAGAUGGGCAAUUUGAUCUUGUCUGGUCAAUGGAAAGUGGAGAACAUAUGCCUGACAAGAAAAAGUUUGUAAGUGAGUUGGCUAGAGUUGCAGCCUCAGGGGCCACAAUUAUUAUAGUAACAUGGUGCCACAGGAAUCUCAGCCCUUCUGAAGAAUCUCUGCAGACAUGGGAGAAAGAGCAUCUGAAGAAGAUUUGUGAUGCUUAUUAUCUCCCAGAAUGGUGUUCUGCUUCUGAUUAUGUCAAAUUACUUGAGGGUCUCUCCCUGGAGGAUAUUAAAACUGCAGAUUGGUCUCAAUACGUUGCUCCUUUUUGGCCAGCAGUGAUUCGCUCGGCAGUGACAUGGAAGGGACUGACAUCACUGCUGCGCAGCGGUCUAAAAACAAUCAGGGGAGCAUUAGUUAUGCCAUUGAUGAUCCAGGGAUACAAGAAGGGUGUUAUCAAGUUUGCUGUCAUUACAUGUCGAAAGCCGUUUAAACAAGAAACACCCUGAAAAAGUUGCGGAGCCACACAGGCACCGAUCCCAAAAGGAUUUGAAUUAAAUAAGAUAAGAUUUAGACUCAUCUUUUAUAUUUGAGGUCUAAAUUUGCUACCAUUAUGAGUGAUAUACCAUUAAAUUGAUGAUUUAGGAUAAAAAGAAAAAUAGCAGUACAUCUUGUGUCUUAAAUUAAUCCAUACACAAGAUUCAAUCUGAAAAAACAAAAUAUUUAUAAAAAGAGGGCGUCAUCAUUAUUGGAAAGCUUAGAUUAUAUAUGCAGGCUUCUAUAUGUUUCAAUUUCUGUUUGACACUGUGUAAUCAAAUGGCUUGCUGCUUGUAUUUGUAAUUUUCUCUUCUCAUAAUUAAAUUCUGUUCAACUUGCAUGAUUAAGUUGAAAAACAAAAUGUUUGAUUA
Molecule: messenger RNA, 1657 nt
Organism: Ricinus communis (castor bean)
Lineage: Eukaryota; Viridiplantae; Streptophyta; Magnoliopsida; Malpighiales; Euphorbiaceae
Product: probable tocopherol O-methyltransferase, chloroplastic
Exons: 6
Coding region: 194-1258 (354 amino acids)
Biological process (GO): methylation
Molecular function (GO): S-adenosylmethionine-dependent methyltransferase activity
Source: RefSeq, a predicted model, not a curated record